Molecule: messenger RNA, 1170 nt
Organism: Laetiporus sulphureus 93-53
Lineage: Eukaryota; Fungi; Basidiomycota; Agaricomycetes; Polyporales; Laetiporaceae
Exons: 8
Coding region: 1-1170 (389 amino acids)
Biological process (GO): regulation of DNA-templated transcription; cellular response to starvation
Cellular component (GO): nucleus
Molecular function (GO): DNA-binding transcription factor activity, RNA polymerase II-specific; RNA polymerase II transcription regulatory region sequence-specific DNA binding; zinc ion binding
Source: RefSeq, a predicted model, not a curated record
AUGCCGACUGCACUGACCCAGCAGCCCACCUUGCCCCCGUACCACCUUGCCCCCUCUUCCGCUUCCACCUCUGAACAGAACACUCCCGCCGCCGACCCAAAGAAAAAGUCGGCUCCCAAGCGCAGACGGCCCCAAGACGCUACCAGCGACAGCGCAGAUUCCUCAUCCCAGCCCUCACGCACUCGCGAGGGGCCCAAGAAGAAAAAGGCCAACCGCGCGUGCUUCCACUGCCAGAAGGCACACCUCACUUGCGACGACUCACGACCCUGCCAACGAUGCGUAAAGCGCGGCAUGGCAGAUAACUGCACCGAAGGACACCGCAAAAAGGCAAAGUAUCUCUUGGACGAAGAGGAGCUCGCGCCUCCCGAACCGCAAUACGUGCCUUCAGACACGAUGUACUCCGCUUACGGCGGGACACCGUACGCUCUUGGAUCCGAGGGCGCGAACCUUGAAUACAGCAUCCUCUCCGCCAUCCUUGGCAAUUCACCCGACUCGACCGGUGCGCAGAACGCCGGUAGUCCUGCCGCCCCAUCAGCGACUGCGGCGUGGGCGGGCGAGACGGCGGCUGGGGCGGGCUCAGCUAUCGCCGUCGGCCCGCAGAACGGCGCGGUGGUAUAUCAGGCGGUGACGAAGCCGUAUGAUUAUACCGAAGGCUACCACUUUUUGAUGAAGCACCUCCCGACACGAUUCGACAAGAAUGAUAUACUGCGCAUCGUCCGCGCACUCGCGAUCUUUCGACCGUCGCUGAUCGCGCUGCAGAUGCCUCUCUCGGAGGAGGAUGAGGUGUUUGUAGAAAAGUGCUUCCAGCGUUCGCUCAUCGAGCUUGAUAAGCUGGUCUCGUUUAGCGGGACGCCUACCGUGGCGUGGCGGCGGACGGGGGAGAUCUGUCUCGUUGGACCGGAGUUUUGCAUGCUCACGGGCUGGGAGAAGGAAGAGCUGAUUGGGCGGAGGAAAUAUAUUUAUGAGUUGUUCGAGAAUCAGUCCGUCGUCGAGUAUUGGGAGAACUUUGCCAAUCACGCAUUCGAGAACACGACGCAGAGUGUGUACUCGCAUUGUGUUCUGCUAAAGCCUUCUGGUGCGCCCGUGCCGUGCACGUUUUGCUUCUCCAUCAGGAGGGAUAUCAUGGACCUCCCGAGCCUCGUCAUUGGACAAUGGCUGCCAUUGCUAUGA